AUGUAUCUUCGGCAAUUCACAGUACCGGUGGCGCUUUUUGCAGCACUAGCCUCCGGAUAUGCAGAUCCGGAAGGCUGCUCUGGUGCAUGUGUUGUGUAUGACCCCACGAUCAUUCAAAGAUCCUCUGACAGUAAAUACUUUCGUUUUUCUACUGGCAAUGAGAUUUCUUAUGCUAGUGCAUCGAGCCUUUUGGGGCCAUGGACAACUAUUGGAUCUAUGCUGCCGGAUGGCUCGUCCAUUGACCUGGAUGGGAACACGGACCUUUGGGCCCCUGAUGCCCAUUACAUAGACGGUCUCUACUAUGUCUACUACGCCGUCUCGACAUCUGGCUCACAAGACUCUGCAAUCGGUCUUGCAACCUCCGAGACCAUGGAGCUAGACUCCUGGACGGAUCACGGGUCUGUCGGUAUCCAGUCCUCGUCUUCAAAAAUUUACAACGCGAUUGAUCCUAGUCUGAUUGAAGUCGAUGGCACCUAUUACAUGAACUUUGGCUCAUUCUGGGACGACAUCUACCAAGUGAAGAUGAACUCUGCCGCGACUGCUGCCAGUGGAUCUUCAUAUAAUAUUGCCUACUAUCCAGAUGGUACCCACCCAGAGGAAGGUUCCUACAUGUACAAAUAUGGCGAUUACUACUAUCUGUUCUAUUCGUGGGGUAUUUGCUGUGACUACGAUGUUGAUUUGCCUGCCUCGGGUCAGGAAUACCACAUCAAGGUCUGUCGGUCGACUUCUGCGACUGGUAGCUUUGUCGAUGCGGAUGGCACUGACUGCACUGAUGGCGGUGGCACUAUCGUGUUGGAGAGUCACGGAGAGGUUUAUGGACCCGGUGGACAGGGUGUAUACGAUGACCCGACGUAUGGUACUGUGCUGUACUAUGCCUACACAGACACCAGCAUUGGUUAUGCCGACGACGAGAAGCAGUUUGGCUGGAAUGUUAUUGACUGGUCUACUGGAUGGCCUGUCGUCUAA
Messenger RNA from Penicillium pulvis, 966 nucleotides. It is a transcript of the gene abnA, whose product is annotated as putative extracellular endo-1,5-alpha-L-arabinase. Lineage: Eukaryota; Fungi; Ascomycota; Eurotiomycetes; Eurotiales; Aspergillaceae. The transcript has 4 exons. Gene Ontology annotation, molecular function: arabinan endo-1,5-alpha-L-arabinosidase activity. The coding region runs from base 1 to 966 and encodes 321 amino acids. Gene Ontology annotation, biological process: carbohydrate metabolic process. The record is from RefSeq and is a predicted model, not a curated record.